GUCUUCGUUUCGCAUCAAGUACAGCCAGUCUCAAAACUGAGACCGAAGUGGACACAAGCGAAAAUGAGGUUGUUGCUCCAGACUUCACUAACAGGAAUCCUCGGAACUUGGAGCAGUUGGCCCUGGCUAGGAAGGAACGUGGCUGGAAGACAACGUGGCCAAAGCGUGAAUUCUGGCAUAGAUUACGGCUUGAGCGGACACAGCAUUAUGUAGAAGCCUUUGUUGAGCGCUCUAAUGGGGAUGUUGUGGUGUCUGCCUCUACCCGAGAGUGGGCCAUCAAGAGACACCUAUACAGUCCCAAGGGAGUAGCAGCAUGCAGAAACCUUGGCCGCGUAAUGGCACAGCGCUGUUUGGAAGCAGGAAUCAACUUUGUGAACUUUAAAGCUGUUAUCCCCUGGGAAUAUCGAUGUGACUCGAUUCAGGAAUUCGAGAAAGCUAUCAAGGAGGGUGGUGUUGUUCUGCGUGAGCCAAGAAGAAUCUAUGAGUAA
This is a messenger RNA of Cariama cristata (Red-legged seriema), 488 nucleotides long. RefSeq names its product mitochondrial ribosomal protein L18 (gene MRPL18). The record is from RefSeq and is a predicted model, not a curated record. Gene Ontology annotation, cellular component: mitochondrion; ribosome. Gene Ontology annotation, molecular function: 5S rRNA binding; structural constituent of ribosome. The annotation marks the transcript as partial. Lineage: Eukaryota; Metazoa; Chordata; Aves; Cariamiformes; Cariamidae. The transcript has 3 exons. Gene Ontology annotation, biological process: translation.